UUGUAUUGUUCCCAGGCGUUGACUCGGCAGCAUGAAGGGCGGAGCGCUGCGGCUGCCGCAGCUGGUGCUGUUAGCCCUGCAGGUUUCCUUCGUGCUUAGCCGAAUCGCGUUCGAGAAACUUACGGACGUUGACUUCACGGGCACGGCGUAUUACACGGUGCGCAACCUGUCCCUGUACGAGUGCCAAGGCUGGUGUCGCGAGGAGCCCGACUGUCUCGCCGCUUCCUUCAGCUUCGUUCUAAACCCCCUGACGCCUGUACAAGAGACUCGUUGCUUGCUGCAGAAUGACACUCAAGCAAAUAACCCAAUGGCCACUCCGCAGCGUUCGGUGAACACGUACUACAUGGUGAAGCUGCAAGUCCGAACAGAGAGCGUGUGCCUGCGCCCCUGGGCCUUCGAACGAGUGCCGGGCAAGUCGCUGCGGGGUCUCGACAACACUAUCAUCUACACCUCCACCAAGGAGGCCUGCCUCGCGGCUUGUCUCAACGAGAAACGGUUCCCGUGCCGAUCGGCGGAGUACGAGUACGGAAGCAUGCGGUGUGCUCUGAGCGACUCGGACCGACGCACAGCACAGCACUUCGUUCAGUUAGUCGACACCCCUGGGACGGAUUAUUUUGAGAACCUGUGCCUGAAGGCGUCGCAGGCGUGCAAGGGACAGCGGGUGUUCACCGCGCCGCGCGUGGGCGUGGCCGAGGACAAGGUGGCGCAGUAUGCCGGCCUGCACUAUUACACUGACAAGGAAUUGCAGGUUACGUCGGAGGCCGCGUGCCGGCUGGCGUGCGACAUCGAGUCGGAGUUUCUGUGCCGCUCGUUCCUGUACCUGGGCGCGCCGCACUCGGCCGCCUACAACUGCCGCCUGUACCACCUGGACCACCACACGCUGCCCGACGGCCCCUCAGCUUACCUAAACGCCGAGCGACCACUCAUUGACGACGGCGAGCCCAUCGGGAAAUACUUCGAAAACUUCUGUGAAAAGCCACCCAGCAACACUAAUGGAGAGCUGCCGGUAACAAUCGACCACCAGCAGGACACUAACCCUUCCAGCAACUUGACACGAAACGACGCUAACUGUGACAAGACUGGCACUUGUUACGAUGUGUCGGUACUGUGCAAGGACACUCGAAUCGCGGUGCAGGUCAGAACGAACAAGCCCUUCAACGGGCGCAUCUACGCGCUGGGCCGCUCCGAGACGUGCAACAUCGACGUGGUCAACAGCGACCUCUUCCGCCUCGACCUCACCAUGGCCGGCCAGGACUGCAACACGCAGAGCGUCACCGGUGUGUACUCCAACACGGUCGUCCUUCAGCAUCACAGUGUCGUAAUGACCAAGGCGGAUAAGAUCUACAAAGUCAAGUGCACGUACGACAUGAGCUCCAAGAAUAUUACCUUUGGAAUGGUGCCCAUCAGGGAUCCGGAGAUGAUCUCCAUCACCGCGGCGCCCGAGGCCCCGCCGCCGCGUAUCCGCAUCCUGGACGCGCGCCAGCGCGAGGUCGAGACCGUCCGCAUUGGGGACCGCCUCACCUUCCGCAUCGAGAUUCCCGAAGACACUCCGUAUGGCAUCUUCGCCCGCAGCUGUGUGGCGAUGGCCAAGGACUCGAAGAGCACUUUCCAGAUUAUUGACGAUGAAGGUUGCCCCGUGGACCCUGGCAUCUUCCCGGCUUUCACUCCCGAUGGCAACGCUCUUCAGUCCGUGUACGAAGCGUUCCGGUUCACAGAGUCUUAUGGAGUCAUCUUCCAGUGCAAUGUUAAAUACUGUCUUGGACCUUGCGAACCAGCGGUGUGCGAAUGGGGCAGAGAAUCUUUGGAAUCAUGGGGCAGGAAGAAACGUUCGUUGCCUCACAAUGAAACCGGAGAGGCCCGCAGCCAGGAAGAAGAUAUGAACAUUUCCCAGGAAAUCCUUGUACUUGAUUUCGGAGAUGAAAGACAGAGCACAGACUUCCUGCGUUCCGACAAGCCCGGCGGCACUGCGUCGGAGACCAGUUUUGGUGAAAAAACUGUGACGAUAGUGGAGCCGUGCCCUAGCAAGGGCUCGGUGCUGCUGCUGGGCGUGGCGUGCGCGCUGCUAGUGCUGCUGUACAUCGCCACCGUCUUCUGCUACUACAUGCGCAAGUGGCUCGCGCCGCCCAAGCACCUCUCGUAGGCUCGCGCAACAGCCUCCAUAUGCGACCCGACAUCCGUUUGCUUCAUCGAGGCACAUGUGAUACAAAUGACUGACAAAAUCGACAUAAAUUAUUAAGACUAAAUAACUGUAAUCAGGUCGUAACUCCGUCCACCUCGAUGCGCACCGUUGUACGCAGUAUUUUGUACUUAACCACCGCGCCUUUUGCAUUUACCUUAGCGGUAACUUAUUGCAUUUAUAAGCAUUUAUUAAAUAAUAAGUAGUUUAACGAGUAGUUAUACAAUGAAGUACCUAUUAUGGGUGGUUACACCGACAAAUUAUAGAGGCAGCAAUUUCAUGCUACACUUAGAUUAAGGUCUAUGCCUAUACAUAUAAUUAGUGAUUUUAGCAAUGCAUUUAUUAAUUUAAGUAUUUGAUACUUUUUUUAACGAUUGACCAGUGUUUGUACAAUUUUGAAUAUUAAGGCGGAAACAAAGUUUUAAAUUAUAGACCUUUGGAAUAAUCCCUGAGAAUAAUAGAAAUAAAUAAGUCUAGUAUUUAGUU
Messenger RNA from Cydia fagiglandana, 2662 nucleotides. RefSeq lists its product as uncharacterized. The record is from RefSeq and is a predicted model, not a curated record. The transcript is spliced from 15 exons. Lineage: Eukaryota; Metazoa; Arthropoda; Insecta; Lepidoptera; Tortricidae. The coding region runs from base 32 to 2140 and encodes 702 amino acids.